ACCACACGAUUGAUGCACAAGCACAAGCACAAGCACAAGCACAAGCACAAGCACAAGCACAAGCACAAGCACAAGCACAAGCACAAGCACAAGCACAAGCACAAGCACAAGCACAAGCACAAAGCAACAAGCACAAGCACAAGCACAAGCAAAGCACAAGCACAAGCACAAGCACAAGCACAAGCACAAGCACAAGCACAAGCACAAGCACAAGCACAAGCACAAGCACAAGCACAAGCACAAGCACAAGCACAAGCACAAGCACAAGCACAAGCACAAGCACAAGCACAAGCACAAGCACAAGCACAAGCACAAGCACAAGCACAAGCACAAGCACAAGCACAAGCACAAGCACAAGCACAAGCACAAGCACAAGCACAAGCACAAGCACAAGCACAAGCACAAGCACAAGCACAAGCACAAGCACAAGCACAAGCACAAGCACAAGCACAAGCACAAGCACAAGCACAAGCACAAGCACAAGGACAAGGACAAGCACAAGCACAAGCACAAGCACAAGCACAAGCACAAGCACAAGCACAAGCACAAGCACAAGCACAAGCACAAGCACAAGCACAAGCACAAGCACAAGGACAAGGACAAGCACAAGCACAAGCACAAGCACAAGCACAAGGACAAGCACAAGCACAAGCACAAGCACAAGCACAAGCACAAGCACAAGCACAAGCACAAGACGGAUACCAGCUGCUCUUGGCCCCACCUGAGGUUGAUUGAACCCACCUGAGGUUGAUUGAACCC
Molecule: messenger RNA, 759 nt
Organism: Closterium sp. NIES-67
Lineage: Eukaryota; Viridiplantae; Streptophyta; Zygnematophyceae; Desmidiales; Closteriaceae
Source: the annotation of a GenBank genome assembly